Helianthus annuus (common sunflower) is the source of this 597-nucleotide messenger RNA. RefSeq lists its product as uncharacterized. Gene Ontology annotation, molecular function: nucleic acid binding. Lineage: Eukaryota; Viridiplantae; Streptophyta; Magnoliopsida; Asterales; Asteraceae. Gene Ontology annotation, biological process: DNA integration. The record is from RefSeq and is a predicted model, not a curated record. The transcript has 2 exons. Bases 1 to 597 code for a protein of 198 amino acids.
AUGGUAGGCCCUUUCCCAGAGGCUCCAGGAGCAGUCAAGUUUAUAAUAGUCGCGGUAGAUUACUUCACCAAGUGGGUAGAAGCAAAGGCCCUCGCAUCAACCACAUCGGCAGUCGUUAAGCGAUUCAUAUGGGAGCAAAUCAUAUGCCGGUUCGGCUUACCCCUCAGAAUCAUCACCGACAACGGAACAAACUUUGCAGCAGAUGAUCUCGAACGAUGGUUCAAAGAACUGAACAUCGAACAUACCUUCUCUUCGGUUGCUCACCCGCAAGGGAACGGUCAAGUAGAAGCAGUCAACAAGAGCAUCGUCGACGGCAUAAAGGCAAGGCUCGGUGAAAAAAGACGAGGGUGGGUCGAUGAACUACCCAGCAUAUUAUGGGCCCAUAGAACAAUGCCCAAAACAAGCAACGGAGAUUAUGUCCUAAGAGACAAUGAAGCGUCCAACGCGGAGAAACCAGGAAAACUGGCUCCCAAAUGGGAAGGCCCAUACAUCAUUGACGAAGUACUCGGCAAGGGAGCCUACAAACUACGCACCAUCAACGACAAAGAGGUUCCACGAACCUGGAAUGCCCAGCAACUCCGAAAGUGCUACAUGUAA